AGAGCGACCUUACCUCUAUGGACUUGGGAUUGUAUCAACGAUAAAUGCGUCCCAACAAAAGCAACGCUCUCCGGAAGACUCCAGUCUCUAAUGACUUGUAAUAUGCUAUGCGCUUCUAUGACUCUUUGGCCACAGCCUACUGGACAAGUUAGCUUAUCAACAUCUGCCGUACCAGUCCGGUCAGACUUAUUUCACCUGCAAAUAUUAUCGUUUCCAUCAAGGUCCGUUCGGGAACACGUCAAGGGCGCAUUUGAGAUAUUUCAGGGCGUCUUACGAAAAAUGGAACACGACAUACGUGUUUUUGAGGACUGGCGGACAGUUGCUGUGUAUGUAGCUAUAAGCGAGAGCGGGCAAGGAGAUCCAAGACUGCGACUGGAGACCGACGAAAGUUAUCGGUUUUCUCUUAGACCAAGAAACGGCACAUCAAGGUCACUCCAAGUUGAUAUAUCAGCUAAUUCAUUUAAUGGAGUGCGUCAUGCUUUUGAAACUGUUUCACAGCUUGUUUGGUUUGAUCCAUACGCUGGAUCACUUUUCAUGAUGGAGGCAGCUAGCGUUGAUGAUGCCCCACGAUUUAAAUAUCGUGGUCUGAUGCUUGACACUGCUAGAAAUUACUUUCCUGUUAGUGAUCUACUCCUUACAAUAGAUGGAAUGGCUUCCUGCAAACUUAAUACAUUUCAUUGGCAUGCUACUGAUGCUCAAUCCUUUCCUCUUGAGUUGGAUAGUUUGCCACAAUUAGCGCAUUACGGUGCUUAUGGUCCAGGAGCCAUCUACACCACAGAAGAUAUACGCACUGUCAUUCAGUACGCAAGAUUACGUGGCAUUCGCGUUUUGCUAGAGGUAGACUUGCCGGCUCACGUAAGUGCAGCAUGGAUGUGGCAGGGCAGAAAAAUUGCUGAUAAUAUUGUGCUUUGCUUGAAAAACAAACCAUGGACUGAGUAUUGUGACGAACCUCCAUGUGGGCAAUUAAAUCCGCGAAGCGUUUUAGUGUAUACAAUGAUCGAAAAGUUGUAUGCGGAAAUUAUACAAUUAACCGGUGUGGAUGACGUUUUCCAUAUGGGUAACGGCGAUGUAUCACUACGUUGUUGGGCUGAGAAGUUUAAUGCGACCGACCCUAUGGAUCUUUGGCUUGUGUUCACAACUAAUGCACUACAACGAUUAGAAACUGCAAAUGAAAAACUACCAAACUUAAUAUUGUUCUGGGACUCCAAAAUGAGGGAUCGUAUCAAAUCGGAUUUAAAACCAUACUACCGCAAUCUUGGAUUACAAGUUAACGAUUUAGCGUCGUCCCAGAAGUAUCUAAGUGGGCUACGGUUAAUUCUAUCCCAUCAAGAUGCUUGGGAUUUGAAUGACGGCUACAGCAAAUGGUAUGAAGAAACUGGAAACUCAAAUUUCAACUCAUGGCAGAGAGUUUACGAACACAGGCCGUGGACUAGAAAAGCAAUUAAAUCCUUGGAAGGUGGUGAGGCAACGGUGUGGACAUCCACUUUGAGUAAAGAUGGAUUAGAUUCCAGAAUUUGGCCAAGAGCAGCAGCAUUGGCAGAAAGAUUGUGGUCAGACCGAGCUGAAUCUGCAACUCGACCAGUACACGCAAGACUUGAUUUACAUAAUUUACGAUUAAAACAACGUGGUAUACAAACAACCCCACUGUGGUCAAACUGGUGUUCUCAGAAUCCUUACACAUGUUGAUAAAAAUAUUGACAGCCCUACUUGCCCGGAAACGGUAGUGACGAAAACUAUUAUUUAAAAUCACACC
Messenger RNA from Pieris rapae (cabbage white), 1753 nucleotides. Its product is annotated as probable beta-hexosaminidase fdl. Gene Ontology annotation, biological process: glycosaminoglycan metabolic process; ganglioside catabolic process; carbohydrate metabolic process. Lineage: Eukaryota; Metazoa; Arthropoda; Insecta; Lepidoptera; Pieridae. The annotation marks the transcript as partial. The record is from RefSeq and is a predicted model, not a curated record. The transcript has a single exon. Gene Ontology annotation, molecular function: beta-N-acetylhexosaminidase activity. Gene Ontology annotation, cellular component: membrane.